AAUGGCACAGGUGAUAUGGAACUCCGAUAUCGACGUGUACAAUCCGCAGGUGAUGCCUGUUUCCGUGGCGGAAAACAUCACGCGGUACUUGAACGUUCAAGACCUUAUAUCCUUUGCAAGAGUAUCCAAAAACACUUAUAAAACAGUACAUAAUCCUUCACUUUGGGUUCAUAAAUUGAAGCAAUUAACCUGUUGGGAAGAUGCAAUCAUCCCGGAACGUGAUUUCAAGCCCAAGGAAUUCCUCAUGGAAAAUUUCAAUAACCCAUUAACAUGUUUGGAUACCAUUGUUAAACUUCCAAAACUUGCACGUUUCCAAAUCUUGAAGAUUUAUAAAUGUCUUCAACCAUAUUAUGGAGAUUUACUUUCAAAUCAAGCAUAUGAAAAGCUUCGAAUGUUUAAAGAUUUCCGUACCCCGGCAGAUCAAGCAAAGAUCCUUCAAAAUCUUGUAAGAUUUAAUUGCAUUGAUUAUGAUGAACGUUCAAGAGAAGUAACAAAGGAAAAAAUUAAUGCCCUUUUCGAAAUGUUUGAAAAUGCAUUGUUAAGAGAAUUAGAAAUUCAUUAUGAUAUAGAAGAUUUCCCCAAGACAAAGUCAUUUGUACUGAUCUUACUGCUGUUGGGGAAUGAUCAAACAUUGAUUGAUUUCUUUCUUCAAAAGACAAUUUUUGAUAAUGAUGAAAGUGGAGAUUUUUUCAAUGUACAAAAACUUGAUGUAGAUUCAUUUUUCGAUGAAAAUGGUCAACAUUUACAAACAGAGACAUUAGAUCAAUUUGUUGAAUCAUUAGCCACGAUUUUCAACAAGGAGGCACAUAUCAUUGAUUUGAUAUUUCCUCAAUCUAUCCCUAUGAUGUAUAAAGUAUGUGAGGAACUUAUUUCGAACCAGCUUAUGGAAGUUAUCAUGGUACUUAUAGAUCUGGCCAAAAAGAAGAGUUCUCAUGCAUACAUCUUGUUGGCACCUACUUUGUACACAUAUUUGACCACCAACUUUAUAAAAAGAUUAGAACCAUGUGAUAACAUUGGACCCUCUUAUAAGCAAUUGGUACGAGAAUUACUUGACAUGCUGUAUGAGCUGUUUGCAGUGGAAUACGUUCGUGAAGAAGAUCAAUCAUUCAAGGCAUUUUCAUCUGAAAUUAUUCUUAAAUGGCAAAAUUCACUUUCUGAAAGAGAACAACAAACAGUUCAAAAUAUUUUGAAAAAUGUUAGAGUGGAAACUAAAAAUGAUUUCUUAUCUUCAUUUAAAAAGGUAUUCACCAUUAAUAGUAAUAGUAAUUCUAAUUCAAAUAAAUCUGAAACUGUUGAUGAUGAAAAUUAUUCUGAAUUUGAAGCUAAAACCAAAAUUCUUUCUGAAAAUAUCAAGUCUUUGAACAAGAUUUUCAGUUUGGAAAUAGCUAUGGAUAUUCUUAACCAGGCAAAGAUCACUUUACAUCGACUUCUGUCCUUUAAAGAAUUUUCCAUUGCUGCUAUUCGAGCUGAUAUCUACUCAGGGAUGCAGGACAUCUUUGUUAGUGUGAUAGAUUCAGUGGGGAACGAACAUGUCAAACCAGGUUUCCAAAAGGCAUUGGAGUACCUUGAAACUUACAAACCAAAUGAAUUGGAAGGUGGUUUGUCUGCUCACAAUAACUUCAAUGCUACCGGUGAUCCCUUGGUCCUCUUUUCAGAAUUGAUCAAUAUGGCCGAUUUAAUCAUCCAAAUGAUUGAUAUCUUUUAUAAAGAGGAGAUGAUUAAUACACAAAUCGUUAAAGUUGAGAAUUCCAUUCUUAAUCCUUCUUUACAACAUAAAAAGAAAUUCGAAGGAUUAGUUGAUAAUUAUGUUGCUGAUGGACUUAAUGUUGGUAUUGAUCUUUUGGUGGGCGAGAUAGAAAAUGUAUUCGAUGUUUACUUAUUGGAUAGUGACUACAAUCCUCCAAUGACUUCUAGUGUGGUAUUAGAUGGCCCCACUGAAGCAUCUAGACGAGUGGUCAAGAUUUUGGAAGAGAAUAUUGAUUUAUUGGUGGGUUGUACCGAUAAGUCUAUUGUAGAAGUGUUCCAAAAGGAGAUUGCGGAAAGAGUAUUUCAGACAAUUGUCAAGACUUUGAAGAAAAGAACAAUCUCUGUCACGGGAGCCAUGAACCUUAUCUCCGACUUGAACUUGUACCAUGACUUCAUUGUCACUCAUAUCAGAUCAAAUAAGAGACAAAUCGUUCCCUUGUACCAAUCGUUGAAGAAGGUUGGAAGUAUAUAUCUCAUCAGUGGACAAGAUUCCAAAUCCAUUGGGAAACUUGUUAGUGACUUGUCGAAGUUCAAUGGGAUUUUCAAUCAAGAGGAAAUCUACGAGUUUGUUCAAAGAAGACUGGAUUGGUUACAAAUCAAGAGAGAUGUUGAGAAGGUUAUGUAUGGCUUGAGUUUGGGUGAUUGUGUGAUAAUGUAGAGAGAGAAGAGUAGGGGAAGGGUGGAAAAAUAAUAAAAAAAAAUUAAUAAAAAUGAGACAG
Messenger RNA from [Candida] anglica, 2465 nucleotides. Lineage: Eukaryota; Fungi; Ascomycota; Pichiomycetes; Serinales; Debaryomycetaceae. The record is from the annotation of a GenBank genome assembly.